AUGGCCGCUUCUCACCUCUCGGCCAUGGUGCCCCCCGCGCCGCCGCUCCGCGUCCUCAUCCUGGGCUCGGGCGGUCGCGAGCAUGCCAUCGCCCACCAUCUGCUCCGCUCCAAGCGCGUAGAGCACAUCUACUGCGCCCCGGGAAACGGAGGCACCGCCACCCUCGGUGACCGCUGCUCCAACCUUGACUCGCCCAAGGUCUCGAGCGACUUCGCCGACAUCACCGCCUGGGCCGUGCAGAACCAGAUCAACCUCUGCAUCCCCGGCCCCGAGCAGCCGCUCGUCGACGGCGCCGAGCUCGCCUUCCGCAGGGUCGGCAUCCCCGUCUUUGGCCCCUCACCCCUCGCCGCCCAGAUGGAAGGCUCAAAGACCUUUGCCAAGGCCUUCAUGGACAAGUACAACAUCCCCACCGCCGCCCACCAGUCGUUCAACGAGUCGCAGGUCGACGAGUGCCUCGCCUUCAUCAAGAAGCUUGGCGGUGCGCAGCAGGUCGUGCUCAAGGCCAGCGGCCUCGCAGCGGGCAAGGGCGUUCUCCUGCCCGAGUCCGAGCACGAGGCGCGCCAGGGCGUCGAAGACAUCCUCGUCAAAAAGGUGUUUGGCGACGCGGGCUCCUCGCUGCUCGUCGAGCAGCGCCUCGCUGGCCCGGAGCUCUCGGUGCUGGCCUUUUCCGACGGCUACACCAUCACCGCGCUUCCCGGGUGUCAGGACCACAAGCGGAUCGGCGAGGGCGACACGGGCCUCAACACCGGCGGCAUGGGCGCCUACUGCCCCGCCCCCGAGGGCCUGGUCGACAACCUGCCCGCCCGCAUCCGCAACGAGGUCCUCGUCCCCACAAUCGACGGCAUGCGCAAGGAGGGCUUCCCUUUUGUCGGCAUGCUCUUCGUUGGCCUGAUGCUCACCGCCAACGGGCCGCAGGUGCUCGAGUACAACGUGCGCUUUGGCGACCCCGAGACCGAGGCGGUGCUCGAGCUGCUCGACGAGACAAAGGUCAGCCUGGCCGAUAUCCUCGUCGCCUGCGUCGAGAGGCGCCUUGACUCGGUCCAGCCCGUCAUCCGCCCCGAGCACGCCGUCAGCAUCGUUCUCGCCUCGCCGGGGUACCCGGGCAAGUACCCCACGGGCCUGCCCAUCACCAUCGGAGCGUUGCCGCAGAAUGUCACCGUGUACCAUGCCGGCACCAAGCUCGAUGCCGCCGGCCAGCUCGUCACCGCAGGUGGCCGCGUGAUUGCCAUCUCGGCAUUUGGCAAGACGCUGCAGGAGGCCGUCGAGCUCGCCUACCAGGGCGUCGAUGCCGUCCACUUCGAGGGCAAGACGUUCCGACGUGACAUUGCCCACCGCGCACUGAAGCCCGCCGCCGCCGGUACCAAGGCGGGGCUGACGUACGCUGCCGCCGGCGUCGAUAUCGAUGCGGGCAACCAGCUGGUCGAGGUCAUCAAGCCGCUGGCCAAGAGCACGAAGCGACCGGGCUGCGACGCGUCGCUCGGCGGCUUCGGCGGCACCUUUGACCUCAAGGCGAUCGGUAUGCGCGACCCCAUCCUCAUCAGCGGCACCGACGGCGUCGGCACGAAGCUGCGCGUGGCGCUCGACGUGGGCAAGCACGACACGGUGGGCAUCGACCUCGUGGCCAUGUCGGUCAAUGACCUGCUGGUUCAGGGCGCGCUGCCGUUCUACUUCCUCGACUACUUUGCCUGCUCCAAGCUCACGGUCGACAUUGCGGCGGCCGUCAUUGGCGGCAUUGCCGAGGGAUGCCGACAGGCCAACUGCGGCCUGAUUGGCGGCGAGACGGCCGAGAUGCCCGGCAUGUACGUCGGCGAGGAGUACGACCUUGCCGGCUUCGCCGUGGGCGCCGUCGAGAGGGAGGAGCUCCUUCCCCGCCUCGAUCAGAUGCAGGCUGGCGACGUGCUGGUGGGACUGCACUCGUCAGGCGUCCACUCUAAUGGAUUCUCGCUGGUGCGCAAGGUGGUCGAGCGGUCAGGCAAGUCGCUCUCUGACGCCUGCCCCUUUGCGCUGACGGCCGAGGCUGAGGCGUCCGGGGCCAAGACGCUCGGCGAGGCGCUGCUGGCGCCGACGAGGAUCUACGUGGCGGCGUUGACGCAGCUCUUCCAGAACGACGCCGCCUCGCAGGGCCUGAUCGCGCUCUCGCACAUCACCGGCGGCGGCUUCACCGACAACAUCCCGCGCUCGCUGCCCAAGGGCCUGGGUGCCGAGGUCGACCUGCUGAGCUGGAAGCGGCCGGAGCUGUUCGAGUGGCUGCAGAGGACGGGCAACGUCGAGCCAGAGGAGAUGGCGAGGACGUUCAACAACGGCAUCGGCAUGGUCCUCAUUGUCAAGAAGGACAAGGUCGACGGCGUCGUCGAGACGCUCAAGCGGAGCGGCGAGUCGCCCGUCGUCAUGGGCAAGGUCACGGGCACCGAGGGCGUCAGCUAUACGGGCAUGGAGAGCUGGAGGGUCUAG
Messenger RNA from Pseudozyma flocculosa PF-1, 2451 nucleotides. RefSeq lists its product as uncharacterized. The transcript has 2 exons. Gene Ontology annotation, biological process: adenine biosynthetic process; 'de novo' IMP biosynthetic process. Lineage: Eukaryota; Fungi; Basidiomycota; Ustilaginomycetes; Ustilaginales; Ustilaginaceae. Bases 1 to 2451 code for a protein of 816 amino acids. Gene Ontology annotation, cellular component: cytosol. Gene Ontology annotation, molecular function: phosphoribosylformylglycinamidine cyclo-ligase activity; phosphoribosylamine-glycine ligase activity; ATP binding. The record is from RefSeq and is a predicted model, not a curated record.